This is a messenger RNA of Acromyrmex echinatior (Panamanian leafcutter ant), 710 nucleotides long. Its product is annotated as dynein light chain 2, cytoplasmic. Gene Ontology annotation, cellular component: cytoplasmic dynein complex. Gene Ontology annotation, biological process: microtubule-based process. The record is from RefSeq and is a predicted model, not a curated record. NCBI's taxonomy places the organism in Eukaryota, Metazoa, Arthropoda, Insecta, Hymenoptera, Formicidae. Gene Ontology annotation, molecular function: dynein intermediate chain binding.
CCGUACUCUCAGUCAGGAGCUCGAGUCGCAAAGUUAUCGUUCCUCUCUCUUUUGGUCCCUGUGAGCCAGCGAGCCCAAAAUUUUACCGAGUGUUACCGAGGAAGCAGCAGGAGAGGAAACGGCCGAUCGCCAAUUCGCCCGUCGCAGGAUCGUUCGGGUCAAAUCUCUUGUCACACGCGUAUACCGUCGUAUCGAGAAAUAUCGUACGCGCGCGAUUAUCACUUAAAAUAAACGGCAUUCGCCGGAUUCGCGUACGGCCACACUCGCUCACACCGGAUCGGAGAGGAGGGCGAGCCUGUUAUAUCGUGUGUGAUCAUCCACUGGAGACGGUGUCAACGAGAAAAGGACAGACAAAAUGUCGGACCGAAAAGCAGUAAUCAAAAAUGCUGAUAUGUCGGAGGAAAUGCAACAAGAUGCUGUUGACUGUGCCACUCAAGCUCUUGAAAAAUAUAACAUUGAAAAGGACAUUGCAGCAUUUAUCAAGAAAGAGUUCGAUAAAAAGUACAACCCAACGUGGCAUUGCAUUGUAGGACGUAAUUUUGGUAGCUAUGUGACGCACGAAACAAGACAUUUUAUCUAUUUCUACCUUGGUCAGGUAGCCAUUCUCCUCUUUAAGAGCGGGUAAACUUGUUUUGCUAUCCUCCUAAACAUCCUUUUUCCUUCCUCUUCCUCCCUUGCUCACUAUGCAAAAUACAUACAUUUAAAAUCAC